UUUUUCCAGUAGAGGGCAGUCUUUGAUAGUGCAAGAAUAGAAAGAAUAGAAUGCAUGAAAUACUUUAUUGAAGAUAUUAGAGGAAAUUCAGGAUGUAAAACAGUUUGCUAUUGCUAAUUUUUAGUUUUACUUGCAAAACAGACCAUUAACAAGUGUGCCAUGAGUUAAAUGUUAAAUAUCAAAGUUAUAUCAGUUUGUUUGAGCUGAUAAUUGUCCUCCUUUUGCCCUGUGUCCCCUGAGAAUGAGGUGAACUGUAGCACCACCCGCUGCGGACUUUAGAGCAGUGACACACACAGGGCUCUCCUGCUACAGGUGUAUAUAAACACCUGUUCCUCCUCUACAGGUACAGACACACUGGACUCAGAAUUCAGCUAGACACUCACAAACAGGUAAUGGCCUCGCUGCCUGAGAAUGGAAUUCUUCCCGCCACGCAGACGCCAGAACUCGGUGUCAAAGAUGAUGCCGAACCCGAACCGCCUUCUUAUUCCACCAUCUGUCCGGCUGAAGAAGAGCCAGCAGAACCGGAGGAGGUUGACCCGUGGGAUCUGCCUGAGCUCCUGGACACCGGGGUGAAAUGGUCAGAUUUGGACACGAAGGGGAAAGUUCUUCGGGUUGUGAUGUCCAUCGUGCGGCUUGUUCUUCUGCUGGGACUGCUGUACUUGUUCGUCUGCUCUCUGGACGUCCUGAGCUCCGCGUUUCAGCUGGUAGGAGGAAAGGCAGCUGGAGAUAUCUUCCAGGACAAUAAAGUACUGUCCAACCCAGUGGCUGGACUGGUCAUUGGAGUUCUGGUCACUGUUCUGGUUCAAAGCUCCAGCACUUCCUCCUCUAUUGUGGUCAGCAUGGUGUCAUCUGGACUGUUGGAGGUGAAGUCUGCGGUGCCAAUCAUAAUGGGCGCCAAUAUCGGCACUUCUGUGACAAACACCAUUGUUGCUGUGAUGCAGGCAGGAGACCGCAAUGAGUUUCGCAGGGCAUUUGCUGGUGCUACGGUCCAUGACUUCUUUAACUGGCUGUCAGUGCUGGUGUUGUUGCCUCUCGAGGUGGCAUCAGGGUACCUCUACAAGCUCACAGAACUCAUCAUUGAUUCUUUUAACAUUCAGACUGGAGCAGACGCUCCAGAUCUGCUGAAGGUCAUCACUGUACCCCUCACCAAGAACAUCAUUCAGCUGGACAGCUCUGUUAUCAGUGGCAUUGCAACUGGUGACCCCGCUGCCCGUAACAAAAGUCUGAUUAAGAUCUGGUGCAAAACGGAAGAACUGACGAACCUUGUGAAUAUCACAGUCCCUGGAAUCGCAAACUGCACCCCUGACGCCCUCUGCUGGAUGGAGGGCAAUCUGACCUGGACACAGCAGAACCAGACAGAAACUAUCAACUUGAAAAAAUGUACUCAUAUGUUUGCAAACGCUAAUCUACCUGACCUUGCGGUGGGUUUGAUUUUGUUGGCUCUGUCAUUGCUGGCCCUCUGUACCUGUCUCAUUCUGAUCGUCAAGUUGCUAAACUCCAUGCUAAAGGGUCAGGUGGCGGUCGUCAUCAAAAAGGUGCUCAACACAGAUUUCCCCUUCCCCUUUGCCUGGGUAACGGGAUACCUUGCCAUGCUUGUUGGAGCUGGAAUGACCUUCAUUGUUCAGAGCAGCUCUGUCUUCACCUCGGCCAUCACACCGCUUGUUGGUAUUGGUGUUAUUAGCAUUGAGAGGGCUUAUCCACUUACACUGGGCUCCAACAUUGGAACAACAACCACUGCGAUUCUAGCUGCUAUGGCCAGUCCAGGAGAGACGCUGGCUAACUCAUUACAGGUUGCUCUCUGUCAUUUCUUCUUCAACAUCAGUGGUAUUUUACUGUGGUACCCCAUCCCCUUCACCCGCAUCCCCAUCCGAUUGGCCAAAGCUCUGGGUAACCGCACAGCCAAGUACCGCUGGUUUGCAGCACUGUACCUCUUCCUGUGCUUCUUCCUCCUGCCGCUCAUGGUCCUGGGUCUAUCCAUCGCGGGCUGGCAAGUACUGGUGGGCGUUGGUGUGCCCAUAGUGGUCGUGCUAGUCUUUGUUGUGGUGGUGAACAUCAUGCAGAAGCGCUGCCCUCGAUUCUUACCCUCAGUCCUCCGCAGCUGGGACUUCCUGCCUAAACCACUGCACUCCCUCAAACCAUGGGACAAACAUGUUACUGUGGCGAUGACCUUCUGCAGAACACGCUGCUGUUGCUGCUGCAAGUGUUGCAAUAAGGAAGAAGAUGAAGAGGAAUCGAAUAAGAAGGAUAGAAGUUUAGAGAUGUACGACAAUCCAGCACUCACUAUAGAAGACUAAAAUUACCAGGCUAAAGCAACACAUUUAUAACAAGCAACAGACUGUUUUUAUUAAUGUAAUGAAUUGUGUUUUUGAUAACAUGCUACAAGUGAUAACACAGAACAGCGCUUCACAGUAAGAAGCAGGAUUGCUACAGUAUUUCAGUGAGUCAUGCAAGAUAUGAGAAUUAGUAUUGUGGAAGUAGAUGGGCUGGAUCGUUUAAUUACAGUUUUAGUGAAAGUAUUGCUACUGUUAGAACAUACACAGACAUGCUGCUGUUGCACAGUUAAGUAUUCACAAAAUCUCCUUUAUGCAGAUUUAGACAUGUGGUGCAGGGGAGGAGGAGGAUUUUAGAGAGAAAACUCAAUGAAACCAUCUAUCAGCAACCUACUGAUGCAAUUUAAAUACUAGACAAAGAGGGAGUUACCUAGUUGAUUGGCAAAUAGAUUUAAUGUCAAAGGACCUAUCAGAUUGGGCCAUGAAAUAUGCAAAAUUGAUUGGCUAACUUGCGCUUUGUAGAGUUUCAUGACUUAUAUACUAUUUUGGCCAGGCUGGGAGACCACCAAACCACUUUAGGCCGUUUAAAAAAUACUAAUAAUUUCAACAGGGUACUAAUGUUUUGCACACUCUUUACAGUAAUUUUGCAAAAACGUUGUGUCAUGUGGGACUAUUUAAAGAUGUAUAUGUUUUUAGAUUUCUGUGAACAUAAAAUUGGAGAAUUUUAAUGUAGCUUUUUAAUGCAGAUUUCCUUGAAGAAAUAUAUUUAAUUUCAUUUAAAUAUUUAUCGAUUUGUAAUAGUGGACAUCUUUUGUUUUAUAUGUAAAUAACAGACAUUCAAAAUAUCUUUACUCAGAGAUAUAAAAUAUUGUCUAAAUACAUAUUUU
Molecule: messenger RNA, 3157 nt
Organism: Xyrauchen texanus (razorback sucker)
Lineage: Eukaryota; Metazoa; Chordata; Actinopteri; Cypriniformes; Catostomidae
Product: sodium-dependent phosphate transport protein 2B-like
Exons: 13
Coding region: 393-2294 (633 amino acids)
Biological process (GO): sodium-dependent phosphate transport; intracellular phosphate ion homeostasis
Cellular component (GO): apical plasma membrane; brush border; vesicle
Molecular function (GO): sodium:phosphate symporter activity
Source: RefSeq, a predicted model, not a curated record